AUAUCAAGUCAUGCAGAAUGCAUGAUCUUGUGCAUGAUCUUGCAAUAUUAAUUGCUGGGAGUGAAUCUCAGAUGGUGAUGGUAAGUAGUAAAGAUGAUGAUCGAGAAGUUAUCAUGCACUCUAAUAAAUUUCGUCUCUUAGGGUUACAACUGCUCGAUAAAGAUGUCUCAGUAAUCCCCUCGGAGAUUUAUAAUGCCUCCAAUGUGCGAACCUUUGUUUCUUUUUGUCCACUCGACUAUGAGAUCCAAGGUAAUGGUGCCUGGGCUAAGAAAAUCUUCAACGUGAGUUUGCUGAGGGUUUUAAAUCUAAGUCACACAGGAGUUGAAGAGUUGCCUCAAUCAAUUUCCAAAUUAAAGCAUCUUCGGUAUCUUGAUAUCUCACAUACUGGAAUUCAUACUUUCCCUGCUUCUUUCCGUCAGCUCUACAAUUUACAAACUUUGAUCCUCACAGGAUGUAAGUUAAAAGAGCUUCCCAAAGACAUGAGAAAGCUGAUCGGUUUGGAAUAUCUGGUAUUCAGUGAUAGACCUGAUGUGUACAAUCAAACGCCAAGAGAAGUAAGCAGAUUCAGUAAGCUUAAGAAAUUAUCUGUAUUCGUUGUGGGAAUAGGCAACGGUUAUGGUAUAGAAGAAUUGGAACGUCUAAAUCUCCUUGGAGGUAAACUGAUUAUUACAAAUUUGGAAAGGGUAACAGAUGCAAAGAAAGCAAAUUUGAAAGGGAAGAAAGGUAUUAUACACUUACACCUACGUUGGGAUUCAGGAAGUUGUGAUGAUUCUAGUAGGAACAACAAAGAUAAUGUGGUGCUAAAUGACCUCCAACCUCAUGGAAAUCUAAAAGAGUUAACAAUAUUGUAUUUUGGUGGUACUGAGUUCCCAACAUGGAUGAUGAGUACUUCACUGCAUCUUCCAAAUUUGGUCAAUAUUACUCUAUAUGAUUGUGGUAAGUGUGAACAUCUUCCUGCACUUGGACGACUACAAUCUCUUAGAUCUCUUUAUAUGGAAAGAAUGGGAGCAAUCAAACAAAUUGGUGGUGAGUUCUAUCAAAGCAAUGGAGCAGCAUCAUUCCCUUCUUUGGUGAAGCUUUAUUUACGUUCUUUUUACAAUCUAGAAGAAUGGUUAGGAGACCAGCAGUCAUCAACAUCUAGUUUCCCUUGCCUUGAAACGUUGAAGAUCCUCGAUUGCAAUCAGUUAUUAACCACACCAACAAGUUUCCGAUCUCUCAAAAAGUUGGAUUUUGAAAUUAAGCUGAUUAGUUCUUCCCUCCUUAAAUCUCUACCUCUAAAAUUGAUUCGGGGAGGCAAUAACGUUCUGCAGACUUUGGUGGUCCGUGAUUGUAAAGAGUUUUCAGGCUUUCUUCUAGAUGAUGAGGAGCAACAACAUGAUACUUCUAACAACUUUCUUUCGAAGAUAGAAAUUUUGAGAUGCCCUUCUUUAACGUUUUUGCCGGCAGACUUGAGGGGAUUUAUUUCUUUGACCUAUUUGGCCAUUGAAGGGUGUGAAAGUCUUAAAUCAUUGCCAGACGGUAUACAAUACCUCCCGGCACUUCAGACGCUGAUCAUUGGUGGAUUUUCAGAACACUUGAUAUCUUUUCCAUUUCCAGCAGCCACCGGAUCUGAUGGUGAACGAUACUUCAUUUCCCUCCGUGAAUUAAAGAUAUGCGGGUGGCCUACUCUACUGGAUGAUGUGUUGCCAGACCAACUUCAACUCCUCACUUCAUUGGAGCUUCUCAGUAUAAAAGAUUUCCCUUGUCUGUUGGGUUUGCCUGAGUGGUUUGGCGAAUUAUCUUCCCUUCAAACCUUGGACAUAGAAUGUUGCAGCAGGCUGAAGUAUCUUCCUUCUGAAGAACAGAUGCUACGCCUAACCUCCCUAGAAAUCUUAAACAUCAGGGAUUGUCCACUAUUGCUCAAAAGAUGUUGUCGUUGUUGUGGCAAAGAAGAAUGGCAUAAGGUUGCACGUCUCAAACAAGUUGGCAGAUCAUCUCCCCUAGUGGAUGACGAAAUUACACGGGAUGCAGCCAUGAACGAAGAGCUCCUUGAACGUAGGAGGUCUGGGAUCUUCGCAAAUCAAUUCAAAGAGAAAUGCUGGAUUGACAGUUCUGGCCGCUACUGCUUCAUGUUGUUUCCAAGGAGUUUAUAUAUCGAAUGGGGGCAGGACAGACGUUACUGGAGAUGGCUUUCAAAAAUAGAGUCAUCAGCAAGUGGCGAUGGGGAGAUUGAAGUUCCUAGUCUAAUACAGGUGUCUUGGCUGCACGUGGAGGGGAAAGUAGACAUGUCAAAUCUCAACCCUGGAGUAAAUUAUGAGGUCGUAUUUGUAGUGAUGAUGUUUGAAGAAUGGAGCUGCGGAUGGGGCACUCCUGUGAAUCUUUGGCUAGUACUCCCAAAUGGACAAAAACUGGUUCAGAAAGUGAGCUUGGAAACCAUGCCGAAAUCAAAGUGGAUCGAGAUUCACGUUGGAGACUUUGAAACACCGCAACAGCCUGGUGACGAAGAAAGAAUCGUUCACUUUAUGAUGUUUGAACACGUGGAUCAGUUGUGGAAAAGAGGAUUUGUAAUCGAAGGUGCCAUUGUUCGACCAAAGAAGUAAAAUAUCAGCUCCCAUGUACGAAGAUGUCUUUUUUAUUUUUAUUUUUCUCUUUUUUUUCUUGUGUGUUUGUGUGGUGCGUGUGGGUUUUUUUUUAGUUGGUUUAAUUUCUAUUAAUCUUUUUUA
This is a messenger RNA of Papaver somniferum (opium poppy), 2702 nucleotides long. Its product is annotated as putative disease resistance protein RGA3. Gene Ontology annotation, molecular function: protein binding. Bases 18 to 2579 code for a protein of 853 amino acids. The record is from RefSeq and is a predicted model, not a curated record. NCBI's taxonomy places the organism in Eukaryota, Viridiplantae, Streptophyta, Magnoliopsida, Ranunculales, Papaveraceae. The transcript is spliced from 4 exons.